Boleophthalmus pectinirostris (great blue-spotted mudskipper) is the source of this 2820-nucleotide messenger RNA. RefSeq lists its product as uncharacterized. Gene Ontology annotation, biological process: DNA integration. The transcript is spliced from 2 exons. Gene Ontology annotation, molecular function: nucleic acid binding. The record is from RefSeq and is a predicted model, not a curated record. NCBI's taxonomy places the organism in Eukaryota, Metazoa, Chordata, Actinopteri, Gobiiformes, Gobiidae. Bases 1 to 2820 code for a protein of 939 amino acids.
AUGGCUGCGCUCGAAAAGCAUUUCGUCCCGAAAGUCAAUGUCGUAGCCUGCAGACACACAUUCCGACAACGUGUUCAGCGUUCGGACGAGACGGCUACUCAGUACGUGGCUGCGCUAAGAGACUUGGCUGCAUCAUGUGAGUUUGGAGUGAUGGAGGGAUUCAUUCACAAAGUGCAAGUCAACAACAAAAUCAAACCAGUACGCCAGAAACUACGACGUCUACCGCUCAGCAUACGUAAGGAAGUGUCAGCUGAACUGACUCGACUACUGCAAGCAGGCAUCAUUGAAAGAGUGGAUGCUUCGGAGUGGGUGAGUCCUCUGGUUGUGGGAAGGAAACGCAGAGGGGGGCUACGCUUAUGUGUUGACCUGCGUGAACCAAAUAAAAGUGUCGUAAUGGACUGUUACCCACUUCCUCAUAUGGAGGACCUCUUUGCAGAACUGUCUGGUGCCACUCACUACAGCCAGAUCGACUUAAGCUCAGCAUACCACCAGUUACCUCUGCACCCGGAAAGUCGCAAACUAACUGCUUUCAUAACUCACGACGGCUUGUUCCAGUUCACACGUGUUCCAUUUGGUCUUGCAUCUGCACCAUCUGCUUUCCAAAAGAUGAUGGAGACCAUAUUAAAGGACUUGCCAGGUGUACAGAACUACUUGGAUGACAUUGUUGUCUAUGGAGCCUCAAAAGAAGAGCAUGACCGUCAUCUACAAGCAGUCCUCAAGCGCCUAAGUGAAGCUGGACUGCAGAUCAACUUCGGGAAAAGUGCAUUUGCCCAAACAGACAUUACUUUCCUUGGCCAUGUCAUUUCCAAAGACGGCUUACGCCCUAGUUUGGAUCAUCUCACUGCUAUCGCAGAAGCACCUCCACCGAAGGACAUGCCAGCACUACGCUCCUUCCUGGGACUGACUUCAUGGUUCAGCAAGUUUAUUCCUAACUAUGCUACACUAGUUGAACCCCUGCGCCAAAGACUCAAAACUAGUCCACAAGCUGAGUUGCACUGGGACAGGGAGGCAAAUGAAAGCUUUAUAAAACUGAAACAAAUGCUCCUUGAUAGUCCACCACUAGCCAUUUAUAACCCUAAACUGCCAACAGUAAUCACAACAGAUGCUUCUGACUAUGGCUUGGGGGCUGUUCUUUCCCAGUUCCAUUCAGACAAUACAGAAUGCAUAGUGGCGUUUGCAUCACGUACACUGACGCCCGCCGAAAGAAGAUACUCCACUACAGAAAAGGAAGCCCUUGCCUGUGUGUGGGCUGUCGAGAGAUGGAGAACAUAUGUCUGGGGGCGCAGAUUCACACUUCGAACAGACCAUCAGGCCCUGACUACACUUCUCAACACAAAAGGUAUGAACAGAGCAGGGAUGAGGAUUGCAAGAUGGUCAGCUAGGCUAAUGUGCUUUCAGUAUGACAUUGAGUACCGACCAGGGAACCAAAAUGUGCUGGCCGACUGUCUCUCACGUGUCCCUCUGGAGUCAACUUCACUGACUGAAUCUGAACCAGACUUAUAUGUAGAAAUAGCUGAAAUCUCUUCAUUGUUCUCUGCACUGCCUCUCUCUGACUUUAAAGCUGAAUCUGAGGACUGUCCUGAACUUAAACUACUCAGGCAGGUCAGUCAGUCCAAGUGGCCUAAAACUAAAAAGUCUCUCCCCAUUGAAAUACAGCCAUACUUUCUAGUGAGACACGAACUUGCAGUUGACUCCCCACUGGUAUUUCGGGGCACACGUCUGGUUGUCCCUAAGUCACUCAGAGAGCGCAUUGUGCACCUUGCACACGAGGGUCACCAAGGCAUUGUGCGCACCAAGCAACGCCUCAGAGAACUUUACUGGUUUCCAAAUAUGGACUCUUUAGUUUACACUGUCCUCUCCUCAUGCACAGUGUGUCAGUCAUGUGAUAAAACUGCCAAAGCAUCACCUGCCCCUUUGCAGCCAGUAGAGUUCCCCGAAGGCCCCUUUCAACAUGUGGCUGUGGACAUUGUUGGUCCUUUUGAACGUGGGCCACAGGACUGCAGAUUUGCUAUCACUCUAGUAGACUACUUUAGCAAAUGGCCAGAAGUAGCCUUCACCCCAAAUGCAACUACAGCUACUGUCCUUACUUUUCUGUCAGCUGUUUUCUCUCGUGAAGGUAACCCCUGUGCUAUAACAACUGAUAAUGGUCCACAGUUCACUUCUUGUGCUUUUGCAGACUUCCUGAAAGAAAGAGGAAUUAAGCACAUCAAAACAAGUGUGUACCACCCUCAAGCAAAUGGGUGUGUCGAACGAUUCAACAGAGUGCUCAAAGACUGUAUCCAAGGAGCCCAGGCAGUUCAUAAGCCAUGGAAACCAACAGUGACUGCUAUGCUCCAAAACUACAGGGCUACACCCCAUGCUACAACCAAUGAGUCUCCUUUCAAGCUCUUGCGAGGGAGACCUAUGAGAACAAAACUCCACAUACUGCCAUAUCAUGACUGCACAGGACAGUAUGGCCAAGUGAGAUCCAGAGUGGCUCUGCAACAAGAGAAAAGUAAGCGUUACACUGACAAAAAAAGAGGUGCCAGAACUCCCACAUUUGCAGUUGGAGACAAGGUGCGUAUCUGCAAGCCUUUUCUUGUUGGGAAAGGAGAGAGACAGUACACUGACCCUGUGUCCAUUCAACAACAAACUGGACACAGCACCUUCAUCUUGAGUGACGGGAAAAGGUGGAAUGCAACUCGCCUUUCUCUCUCUGCCCAGAGAGAGAGCAGUGGAACCUCAUCAAGCUGGUACUGCUGGACAAGAUACCAGCCAGACCGAGACUGGACCAAAUCGUGCUGCUCCACAAAGAGAGCACAAACCACCCACAUGGACUAA